This is a messenger RNA of Chaetomium fimeti, 1350 nucleotides long. Its product is annotated as translation initiation factor 2, alpha subunit. Bases 100 to 1032 code for a protein of 310 amino acids. Gene Ontology annotation, biological process: translational initiation. Gene Ontology annotation, cellular component: eukaryotic 48S preinitiation complex; eukaryotic translation initiation factor 2 complex. The record is from RefSeq and is a predicted model, not a curated record. NCBI's taxonomy places the organism in Eukaryota, Fungi, Ascomycota, Sordariomycetes, Sordariales, Chaetomiaceae. The transcript is spliced from 5 exons. Gene Ontology annotation, molecular function: translation initiation factor activity; RNA binding; ribosome binding.
UUUUACACACCGUCCCGCUCGGUGCAUCUGCCCGAUACCAAACGAAACCACGCCCACAUCCCACUUUUGCCCCGCCUGGGAACGGCACCCUCAGACAAGAUGUCGCUCUCAAACUGCCGGUUCUACGAGGAGAAAUAUCCCGAGAUUGACUCCUUUGUGAUGGUGAACGUAAAACAGAUUGCCGACAUGGGAGCCUACGUCAAGCUCCUCGAGUACGAUAACAUCGAUGGCAUGAUUCUGCUCUCCGAGCUUUCGAGGCGUCGUAUCAGAAGUAUCCAGAAGUUGAUCCGUGUCGGUCGCAACGAGGUAGUCGUCGUUCUGCGUGUCGACAAGGAGAAAGGAUACAUCGAUUUGUCCAAGCGCCGUGUCUCGCCCGAGGAUAUUGUGCGCUGCGAGGAGCGGUAUAACAAGAGUAAGAUUGUGCACUCGAUUAUGAGGCACGUCGCCGAGAAGACGCAGACCCCGAUUGAGACGCUCUACGAGACAAUAGGGUGGCCGCUCAACAAGAAAUACGGCCACGCCCUGGAUGCCUUCAAGCUCUCAAUAACCAACCCCGAUAUCUGGACCGACAUCCAGUUCCCAAGCGAAGCUGAUGCCGAGGAGCUCAAGUCCUACAUUGGAAAGAAGCUCACCCCCCAGCCGACCAAGGUCCGCGCCGACAUUGAAGUUACUUGCUUCGGGUACGAGGGCAUCGACGCCAUUAAGACCGCUCUGCGCACCGCCGAGGCCCGUAACACCGAAGAGACCCAGGUCAAGUGCCGGCUGGUUUCUCCUCCGCUCUACGUUCUCACCAACACAUGCCUCGACAAGAACGCCGGUAUUGCCCGCCUGGAAGAGGCCAUCGUCGACGUCCGGACGAGCAUCGAGUCGGCCGGCGGUAACCUCGUCGUCAAGAUGGCGCCCAAGGCGGUCACCGAGUCGGAUGAUGCGGAGCUCCAGGCGCUGAUGGAGAAGCGCGAGCGCGAGAACGCCGAAGUCAGCGGCGACGAGAGUGUCAGCGAGAGCGAUGAUAACAUCCCUGCGGCGGUCUAAGAAAACGCCGUUUGUACAAGAAUGGAUUGGGACAGCACGCGGUGAUUCCGGCCCUAUUUUUCGUGGGAUGACCAAAUACCCCGCGAAUGAGGUUGCAGGACAGCGAGCAGGUAUAUCGGGACCAUUUGGUUUGACCGGCGUCUUCGGAUUUCAAAAGGUCAGAUACGGUAGACAUUCCAGCUAGCCAGGGCCGCAGCGGGGUAAAAAAGGGAACGAAGUAAUGCCUCUUAAGAAUAUUCGGCCUCUUGAUGUGUCCCUCGAAUUAUGUAUCAAUCGAGGCCGCCUUAUCGGCUUAUCUAAACCACGCCGCCCAAGCAC